This is a messenger RNA of Pungitius pungitius (ninespine stickleback), 2677 nucleotides long. RefSeq lists its product as uncharacterized. The record is from RefSeq and is a predicted model, not a curated record. NCBI's taxonomy places the organism in Eukaryota, Metazoa, Chordata, Actinopteri, Perciformes, Gasterosteidae. The transcript has 9 exons. Bases 105 to 1457 code for a protein of 450 amino acids.
GUCUGUGUGUUGCUCCCGUGCCUUGAUUGACUGCUUGUCCCCCUCAAGGGUGUAUGGGUACAGGACAAGGAGGGGGACCGGGCUGAAAACAAGGCUGUAAAUGGAUGGAGGAGGUAAAGGAGGACAGCGGAGGAGAGCCAGCUGAGCGGAGGCAAACCCGGCAGAACAGUUCAAACCAAACCCCAUCCGCUGACCUCCCUCAGCAAACAUCUUGGUUACACACUUUAAGGACACUGAGACCCAGCUGGUACAGCUUUGCCCCCGUAGGUGCGGUGUGGUCCAUCUGCCAGGUGGAGGUGCACUACUCUGUGUUACCGGUGGACAUGUGCUGGAGGCUCCUGACGGUGUGUUUGCUGUGGAUGGUUCUUGCAGGUUGUGUCCACGCCCUGAAGUGCUGCCUGCGGCCAGGGCACAACGAGUUCCAGGGAGAGCGUCCACUCAAGAUGCAGCGGGAGGUCGUUACCGAAAACAAGAAUAACCACUAUUUAUGGACGUCCCAGCUGGGGAGCCAGGACCACCGUGUUCCUCCAGCCCUCGCCCUGGCUGACAGUCUGCUGCUGUGUGUGCUCCAGGAGCCCCUUUCAGAUCCCAGUAUGCCCUACAUAAAGGCUCUCCUCUCCCGGCUGGAGUCAGUGUGUCACACACUUGAAAAGGCGGAUAUUGGGUCGGAUGUGACGCUGGAGCAUGCUGGCCGAGACUGCACACUGAUAGACAAAGUGAAAGUCAUCCACACAUACCUGCAGCAGAGGUCGAGGUCAUUGUGUCGACUAGUCCAGGUGCAGGGGGAUUUUGAAGCCAGUGUGAAGGACAUGCUUGAGGGCCUACAAGGCCUCUGGGCUCAGUUGGAGGAGCUUCACACCGGGGUUACACUCACCAAAGAGGGGACCAGAGGCCGCGGAGACCUGGCCUCUGCCCGGAGGGACGCAGAGACUUUGUUUAUCGUCUUGGGGCGCUACAGGAACAGACUUCAGUACUGCCAGAUUCUUCAGGAGGAAAGCACACAAUUACUGCAGGAGUUAACAUGGCGUAACACACAAUUAAGCAACAGUGGGAGCGGCAGGAGUGAGUCAGUGUGGCCAGAGCUGUUGCUUCAGGCCAACAUGGAGCAGUUUGACCAGGUGCAGGAGAGUUUCAUCGGCCUGGAACAACAGACCACUACGUUUCAAGCGCACUUGGCAGGACUUGCAAUGAGGAGUCAGGAUGGACACACAGGGCCUGUCAAUCAUGCCGACGGGGCCCGCUCACGAUCAGUUUCUCCACAGACUUCCCUGCAGCUCCAGAAUGGAGCUACAAAUGACGAGAAGCACAGUAACUCGAGCGCUGCAUCCACAUCGGUCUCCUCAGUGGAAAUAGACACGGACACAGAAAUAGACAGCCCCCUGUCACUGUGUGCGAGAUCGGCUCUGCAGUUCACCUCCACUAUCGGACGCCUGCGCAAAUCUGGGAUAAGGAAGUGAAUUCUUGGGGAUUACAUUUGGUAUAUGCAUCAGAAAAUUUGCAGAUACAAAGGUUUAAAUGAACUGUUUCAAACAUAGAUCACCUGAUGGUUGCCAGAAAAUAAUGUAUAUGCCUUUUAUUUUUAUUUAUUUCAUUCAAUUCUUUGCUUACAGUUUUCAUUUCAAAGAAAGUAAUAGCAGCUUUUUUAUACAAUGAAUAUUUCCAACACAAGGGGGCAAACUUCCACCAGUUAUGCCAAAAAAAAAGCUUUGCUAUCAGAUCACGUAUUCAACAUAGUUCAUCAUGAUAUCAAACCAUCCAUAUAGCAUAUGGUAAUUUAAAAUCUACAAUGGAGAACCAUUACCCUGCAUGUUUCUUUCAAUCAACUCAAUCAAUUGUUGAACAGGCUUCUCCAAGAUCAUAAAUGCGAGCCACAACGUGUGUCUGAAGAAUCUUAGGUAGUGAAUGCCAUUCAGUAUUGUUUCAAUUACACCAUCUAUCCUAUUCAUACUAGAAUGGAGUAAUUUAACAUUGGAUCUGAUGAGUUCCCUUGUUUUAACCAGGUGAAAAAUAUUUAUAAAUCGUCUUAAAAAGCACAUACUUCUAAUGUGCAGGCGGAAUGGAAUUGACGCUAAGAUAUCCCAUACUGUAUAACUUCCCUCCAAUUGCUGGUUCUACCUCGAGAAGCCAUGCAACUAGAGCUUUUCAAAGCACGGACAUUGUAUGGCAGAGGGGCAGGAGGAAGGUAGAAGGUCAACGCUGGAAGCGUUUCUGUUAUUACUCAAAACUGAGCAGCCCUUCAGACCGUUUUGAAAGACAUGAAUGUCUUUGAUCCGAGGCCAAUUACCCUGCAGCUCCGACACUGAUGGCAGAGAAGUCGACACAAUUUUCUCCACCAGAUCCUGACUAUUAUUGCCGGAGAAAACCGGAUUUCUGAUGAGAAUCAAUCCAUCCAUUGCUGCCUUUGUGUGCUAAAGGCAGCAAUGGAUGUCGUGGAUGUCAUUUCACCAUGAACUUACCCACCAUCUGCCAGAUCCUGCAUCUGUCUGAUUCCCUUAUUUUGGGGCAGUGAUUUUUAAAGGGGGGGGGGGCGACCCCCAGGGGAAACUGGGAUGCAAGGAAUGCAAGCUGAAUGCUGCAGGAUCCGAGGUGUCACAAUACUGAAGAUGCAAACCCACCACGUCAGGAUGGAGCGACGCAAUGACUGUGAGAGGAAAGCUGUGUGUUUGGUAACGUGAAA